AUGAGUUUUGGAAGCUUCCUGGACAGCAGCAGCGCUGGUGCAACGGUGGUGGUGGACAUUCCCUACAGCAGUGCCACAGCCGGCAUGCCUGCCGGCGUUAUGUCGCAGCCGCGUCUCCUCUCCCCUUCGCUUCCCAAGUCCAUCUUCUCCUCGCCGAGCCUCUCUCUAGCCCUCGUAAGCCCAGCUCAGCCUCCCAUCGUCGCGAAGCCUAGCGUCCAUCCAUUAUUUUCUUCUGUCGGGAUUUUUUUCUGAUGUUAUUUGUUCGUCAUUCUCUUAUGAUUUCCAUCCGGUUUAGAAUUGCGCAACCCACCCGUGCAUGAUUAUCUUGUCUCCGAAUUUCUGAGCAGACGAACCUGGAAGGCGGUGGAGUCGGCGGUGUAAGCGGAGGCCACAACGAUAUGUUCAGACAGAUUGCCGGUGUGGGGGAUUUCGACUCGCCGGGGGGUGGCGGAUUCACCGUUGGCGCGGGCUUCGCCGGGAAGUCCAACGGCGGUCAGAGGGAGGACGAGAACGAGAGCAGAUCGGGGAGUGACAACAUGGAGGGCGGCUCGGGGGACGACAACGAUCCGGAGAACCCUCCGAAGAAGAAGAGAUAUCACCGCCAUACUCCAUGGCAGAUCCAGGAGCUCGAAACGUGCGCUCUCUCUCUCUCUCUCUCCCUCUCUCCUCUCUCUCCCUACUGAUUGCGUCUCUCAUCACUGCUCAUGCAGGUUGUUCAAAGAAUGUCCUCACCCUGAUGAGAAGCAGAGGUUGGAGCUGAGCAAGAAGCUAUCCUUGGACAGCCGCCAGGUCAAGUUCUGGUUCCAGAACAGACGCACACAGAUGAAGGUAAUCGAUCUCCUCCGAAUAUUUUCUUUCCGUUUUCUCGAUCUAUCUGUCUCUCACAGCAGAUCACCGGAUGAUGGUGCAGACCCAGCUGGAGCGGCAUGAGAACGCUCUCCUCAGGCAGGAGAACGAGAAGCUGAAGAUGGAGAACAUGCACAUCCGCGAGUCGAUGAGGAACCCCAUGUGCCAGAACUGCGGCGGCGCCGCCACACUGGGGCAGGUUUCGAUGGAGCAGCAGCAGCUGAGGCUGGAGAACGCCCGUCUCAGGGACGAGCUUGACCGUGUCACUGCUCUGGCCGGUCGGUUCAUAGGCAGGCCGAUUGGUUCCUUCGUCGGCCAGCUCCCUCACAUGCCCGACUCGUCGCUGGAGCUGGCUGUCGGCGGCAACGGGUUCGCCGGACUCUGCCCCGUCCCCUCCGCUCUCCCUCCGGUGACGGACUACGUCACCGGAAUCUCUAACGGGAUGCCCAUCGUGGCGCCGCCAUCGGUGCGCCCCGUUGCCCCGGUUGGGGAAGUCGACCGGUCCUUCGAGAGGUCCAUGCUGGUGGAGCUCGCCCUCGCCGCCAUGGACGAACUUGUGAAGAUGGCGCAAAUGGAGGAGCCCCUCUGGGUUCGCGACGGAUCUGGCAGGGAAGUUCUAAACAGCGAGGAGUACGCUCGCGUUUCCUCCCAUUGCCUCGGUUCUAAGCCAGUGGGAUUCGUGACGGAGGCCACGAGAGAGAGCGGCAUCGUCAUCAUCAACAGUUCCGCCCUCGUCGAGACGCUGAUGGAUGGGGUGAGCUCUCUCGCCCUCUCUUACCCAGUUCGGGUCUGAAUCUUCUUCCUCGUGAUCUGCUAUUAGUCUCACACGAUUUAUUUCUUGCAGAAACGCUGGCCGGAAAUGUUCCCCACCAUGAUCGCGAAGAACUCUCCGACGGAUGUCAUCUACGUAGGAAUGGGAGGGACGAGAAACGGCACACUUCAGCUCGUAAGCGUUCCCUUCUGCUUUCUUCAUUCCAUUUCCAGACCGGACCGGUGUUCUACCAGUCGGGCAGAGGGUUGACUUCGGGAUGUCCGCAGAUGCGCGCGGAGCUCCAAGUUCUCUCGCCGCUCGUGCCCAUCCGAGAAGUCAACUUCCUCAGGUACUGCAAGGAGCACGCCCAGGGCGUGUGGGCCGUGGUGGACGUCUCCGUGGAACCAAUCACUGGCGGCUCGCCGGGCCUUCACCAGUCGGUCAGCUGCCGGAGGCUCCCCUCCGGCUGCCUGGUGCAAGACAUGCCAAAUGGGUACUCCAAGGUGCGCUCGCCUCUCCUUCUCGUUAUCGUUGGUUUCUCCGCUUCCGUCCACCUCCCCGUGAUUCUCCAAUCCCCUGGCAAAUUAUCACACUAGGAAACAGUCUAGUUUAUCUCAGGCUCAAUAAAUUCUCUGGGCAAAGAUGGGAUUCGCCCGGCGGUGGGCGUGACGCAGUUCCUUGAGGCCCUAGAUUAUUUUAGAGCUUAGCAGCCAUGAUGGUGGAGCUCGAGCUUCCAGAAAUCUUGUUGGGUCUUGCGCCCUCCCCCCCCCCCCACACCCAACCAUCCCCCUCCUAUCCGUUGGUCAAACCCGAGAUGGAUCAGCGGCCAAUGGGUGCUCUCUUGCGCCCAAAGGUCAAUGAACAGAUCCCGGCUUUCCUCCCGAGUCUCUGCCUAGCGGGAUUUUCUAGAGUUUCCGAAUGUAGGAGAAGAGGCUCUUCUCCCCCCGCCUGGUGCAGCCGUCCCCGGCCAUAUUGAAUUUCCUUGACCUCGGCCCUCGUGCGAGAGCCCUUGGAAUCAAGAACGUGUUUUUAUGUUUCUAGACCGCGUCUUCUCCUACAUUAACUAUUCCUUGGUUCUUUCUAUUCCCCCUCUGCAGACUGGGCCUAUCUGACGUCUCUCUUCGACCUCCCCCUUCCCUCUAAGCUAAGCAAGCCUCUUUGCUUAGACUAAUCGAUAAAUGCCUCGCAGUAGCAGUCUUAGAGUUCCGCUCCCAGCUGGUUAUAAUUCCUAUGUUAGAUAGAAGAUUGGGGUGAUUGGUGGAUGUUAACGGCGGCGUCUCCUCGCCAUCUUUACUCGUCCAACGAAGCCGUCUGCUGUGGCGCAGGUCACGUGGGUGGAGCACGCGGAAUACGACGAGUCUGGAGUUCACCUGCUCUACCGGCCGCUGCUCCGCUCCGGCAUGGCGCUCGGCGCGCAGCGGUGGGUGGCCACCCUCCAGCGGCAGUGCGAGUGCCUCGCCGUCCUCAUGUCUUCCGUCCUCUCCAACCGAGAGCUGCCAAGUAUGGUCUUCGUCUCAAUUCUCCGGCCGACGAUAACGAUGACGACGAUGAUCGUGGAUUAGUCACUAAUCUGGUUAUUUUACUGCGUCUGGUUGCGCUACCAGUGACGGGGAUCACGGCGGCGGGACGGCGGAGCAUGCUGAAGCUGGCGCAGCGGAUGACGGCCAACUUUUGCGCGGGUGUGUGCGCCUCGUCGGUGCACAGCUGGGCGAAGCUGAACAUCGGCGCCGUUGGGGAGGACGUGCGGGUGAUGACCCGCAAGAGCGAGAACGACCCCGGGGAGCCACCGGGGGUAGUGCUUAGCGCCGCCACCUCCGUAUGGCUGCCCUCCGCCCCCCAGCGUGUCUUCGACUUCCUCCGCAACGCGUCGCUGCGCAGCGAGUGGGACAUCCUCUCCAACGGCGGCCCCAUGCAGGAGAUGGCCCACAUCGCCAAGGGCCAGGACCAGGGCAACGCCGUCUCCCUCCUCCGCGCCAGCGUAAGUAACGGCCUCCACCAUCCUUAUCCAUCUUUCACCUUCCUUCAAUCUCCGCCUCGUUUCCUGUGUGGUGGGAUGACUUAUUCGUUCACCCUUCGCCUUCGCUGUCCUCUUUACAUUCCGGUGGCUGCCGGAGAGUCAUCAUUUCCGUUGUAGUACACGACACAGGUAGAGUAAACUAGUGAGAAAGGGUGUGGAGGCAUUGACAUGACUCCCCCCCUCUGCGGCUUUGUUCUUUUCCGGCUGAGAGAUCCGCCUUGUACGCCGCCGGUCGACUGAUAUUAUCACUCACCGUCGUCGUCUUCUUCCUGAAAACUCCCCCGUUUUCAUCAUGUGCAGGCCGGCGGCGCGAACCAAAGCAGCAUGCUGAUCCUGCAGGAGACUUGCACCGACGCGUCGGGCUCGCUGGUGGUGUACGCUCCCGUGGACAUCCCCGCCAUGCACCUCGUCAUGAACGGCGGCGAUUCUUCCUGCGUCGCGCUGCUUCCCUCGGGGUUUGCUAUCUCCCCCGACGGGCCUGACCUGCGGGGAUCACAGCAGCAGUCACACAAUGGCGGCGGUAGCAGCCCGCCGCCACCGGCCGCCUCCGGGUCCCUGCUCACGGUUGCUUUUCAGAUCCUGGUCAACAGCCUGCCCACCGCCAAGUUGACGGUAGAGUCCGUCGAAACGGUCAACAACUUGAUAUCCUGCACCGUUCAGAAGAUCAAGGUCGCCCUGCACUGCGACAACUGA
This is a messenger RNA of Spirodela intermedia, 4307 nucleotides long. Lineage: Eukaryota; Viridiplantae; Streptophyta; Magnoliopsida; Alismatales; Araceae. The record is from the annotation of a GenBank genome assembly.